Messenger RNA from Hyaloperonospora brassicae, 1851 nucleotides. Lineage: Eukaryota; Oomycota; Peronosporomycetes; Peronosporales; Peronosporaceae. The record is from the annotation of a GenBank genome assembly.
AUGACAACGUCCUGUCCGUCCUGCGGCACCGGCGCCCCGCCCGGCAGCCGCUUCUGCGGCCACUGCGGCCACUAUGUGCCGCCCACUGCUCCUGUCGCAGCGUACGUGUCGAACGCCACCAGUCGCCGGCCGCCGUCCCCCGUCCGCAGGCGCGUCGCGUCGACCGCUCUCACGUCGCCGCCAGCGACUCGACCGAAGCCGAAGCAAACGGACCGACGCCACGCGGCCGUCCCGUCGGCUGCGGCCGGCGACGAAGCUGCGGCUAUCUACAAACAGCUGUUGGCGGCCGUGCGCGGGGCGAACGCUGCGCAGCACGAGGCGGUCGUCGCGGCGUUCAAGUCGGACUGCCGACGCUAUGGACAGGGAGAGCUGCGCGCGCGCGCGUUGCUCGACCGCCUGGCGACGUACUUUGGGGGAGCGCUCCUGUUGGAUCCGAUGCUGCCGCAGCUCGCGCGGCUGAUUCCCGACGAUCACAAGCGCAGGAAACUGCUGCGCGUGCACGCGAAACAGGCGCGUGCGCGAGCCAACGAGCAGGUGGCAGACGCGACGCUUUCGGGUCGGGUCGAGCGCCGCCGUCGGGGUCCGCUGUGUGGUGCAGUGACGAACCCCAAUUUGUCGCGGCAGCUCGCGCGGACCCGACGGACGCAGUCGAACGCAGACGGCAGUCGCAGCAGUGACACGUCGAGCAGCACGAGCGGCGAAGUGGCGCCAGUUGCAACGUCGUGGGCCACGACGCGAGCGAAGACAGAGCCCGUGGCGUGUGCGAUUUGCAGCGACGUGUUUGACAUGCAACGACGGCGACACGCGUGUCGCAAGUGCGGCGCGAGUGUGUGCCACUUGUGUUCGCCCGCGAAGAUGCUGCUGGCGCCGAGUCAAGUGGCGAGCGAAGAGCGACAGAAGCAGAAGCAGAAGAACAAGUACGAUCCGGCCCACCCGCAACGGGUCUGCACGAUCUGUGCGCCCGUGCUGCAGUGUCUGCAGCACGGGCUGAGUGCACAGUACGCCAACUGCCACAAGGAGAACCCGCACGAGGCCAAGACACGACUGCACCUGCCGUUUAGUCGGUCACUGGAAAGCGCGUGCCGCUCGGCAGCAGACAUUGUCGGGAAUUUCUUCCGACCAGGUUUCGGUGCAGCCAGUGACCGGUACAUUCCUGCGGCGUUCCUCAAGCGAGCGCGCGGCAUUGCGUUCCUCACGGUCGUCAAGGCAGGACUGCUCCUUACCGCCAAAGUCGGCACGGGGGUCGUCAUUGCGAAGCUCGACAGCGGCUCGUGGUCUGCGCCAUCUGCCAUUGGAACUGCGGGCAUUGGCGGUGGCCUCGAAGGCGGAGGCGAACUGAUUGAGUUUAUGAUCAUCAUGGGCUCUGCGAAAGCCGUCAAGGUGUUUCACCGGACUCAGGUCAACGUCGGUGGUGGCCUGAGCUUGGCAAUUGGGCCGUACGGACGCGACGCACUGGCGCAGGCCGCAGCGAGUCGCGGCGGGUUCAAUGCGAACUACAGCUAUUCCCACAGCAGGGGACUGUUUGCCGGCCUCUCGCUGCACGGCGCUGUCAUUACGGCGCGCACGGAGAUGAACCGCAACUUUUACGGCCAGCAGCUGACACCGGAGCAGAUCCUGAGCGGCGCAGUGCCUCGUCCGCGCGCUGCGCAGUGUCUGUACGAUGCCAUUGACGGGGCCAUGAGAGGAGUCGCACGCUUUGAAGCUGCGGGGAGAGAGUCGCAACGGCGCUCGUCACUGGCAGCCGCCGAUGCAAUGGGCCGUUGCAGCUCGUGUCGGUGCAACCAGUUCGUGCUCAAGGCCUUUUCGAAGAAGUGCAAGACGUGUGCCCAUGUGCACAAAGCGGCCAAGUAG